Salvelinus namaycush (lake trout) is the source of this 6015-nucleotide messenger RNA. RefSeq names its product F-box/LRR-repeat protein 20. NCBI's taxonomy places the organism in Eukaryota, Metazoa, Chordata, Actinopteri, Salmoniformes, Salmonidae. Gene Ontology annotation, biological process: SCF-dependent proteasomal ubiquitin-dependent protein catabolic process. The record is from RefSeq and is a predicted model, not a curated record. The coding region runs from base 308 to 1618 and encodes 436 amino acids. Gene Ontology annotation, molecular function: protein binding. Gene Ontology annotation, cellular component: SCF ubiquitin ligase complex. The transcript is spliced from 15 exons.
UAAAGAAGGCUAAUGCUAAAAGCAGUGUUCACAUAUAAAGGGGGAACGGUGGAGGGGAGGGCGAGCUAGUGAGCGGAGAUACAAGAGUUCGGGUUGUUGGCUGGGGUAGUUGUCGAGAGGUAGGCUAUUGCAAUUGUGUUACAAACCGAAAAAACGAUGAAAUCCGCCGUCGCAGCUGCCGAAACAACGGUAGCAUGGUAGAUUUGGACUGGGGUUUGCAAGACGAGCGUCGAUAUCUACACGUUACUGUAAUUUUAACACAGAAUUACUUAUCCCCCUGAUCGAGUCGGGUAAACCACCGUCCGAGAUGGGGAAGGAGGUUAAUGGUGUUUCGCGGAGCCGGUUUGAGAUGUUCUCAAACAGCGACGAGGCCGUCAUCAAUAAGAAGCUGCCCAAGGAGCUGUUGCUACGAAUCUUCUCCUUUCUGGAUGUGGUGACACUCUGUCGCUGUGCCCAGGUCUCACGGUCGUGGAAUGUGCUCGCUCUGGACGGCAGUAAUUGGCAGAGGAUUGACCUUUUCGACUUUCAGAGAGAUAUCGAGGGGCGAGUGGUGGAGAACAUCUCGAAACGAUGUGGGGGAUUCCUGAGGAAGUUGAGUCUGAGGGGCUGUCUGGGGGUGGGGGACAGCGCUCUGAGAACCUUCUCCCAGAACUGCAGGAAUAUCGAGCUGCUUAGUUUGAAUGGCUGCACCAAGAUUACUGACAGCACAUGUAACAGCCUCAGUAAGUUCUGUCCCAAGCUCAAGCACUUGGACCUCGCCUCCUGUACCUCAAUCACCAACCUGUCACUCAAAGCACUCAGUGAGGGCUGUCCUCUGUUAGAGCAGCUUAACAUCUCGUGGUGUGACCAGGUGACUAAGGAUGGCAUCCAGGCCUUGGUACGAUGCUGUCCCGGACUCAAAGGCCUUUUCCUCAAGGGCUGCACACAGUUGGAGGAUGAAGCACUGAAGCACAUUGGUGCACACUGUCCAGAGCUGGUCACUCUCAACUUACAGACGUGUUCGCAAAUCACAGACGAAGGUCUCAUUACUAUAUGCCGGGGCUGUCACCAUCUGCAGUCGCUGUGUGUCUCAGGUUGUGCCAACAUCACAGAUGCCAUCCUCCACGCCUUGGGACUGAACUGCCCGCGCCUCAGAAUAUUAGAGGUGGCUCGCUGCUCUCAGCUCACAGAUGUGGGCUUCACUACACUAGCAAGGAAUUGCCAUGAGCUGGAAAAGAUGGACCUGGAAGAGUGUGUGCAGAUCACGGACGGCACACUUAUCCAGUUGUCCAUCCACUGCCCUCGUCUGCAAGUUCUGAGCCUGUCUCACUGUGAGCUGAUUACUGACGAUGGCAUCAGACAUCUGGGCAGCGGGCCCUGUGCCCACGACCGGCUGGAGGUGAUCGAGCUGGACAACUGCCCCCUGAUCACGGACGCCUCGCUGGAGCACCUGAAGACCUGCCACAGCCUGGACCGCAUCGAGCUCUACGACUGCCAGCAGAUCACCCGCGCAGGCAUUAAGAGACUAAGGACCCAUCUACCUAACAUCAAAGUGCACGCGUAUUUCGCCCCCGUCACCCCACCCCCCUCAGUCGGGGGGAGUCGCCAGAGAUUCUGUCGCUGCUGUAUCCUGCUAUGAUGUGAAGACUGCGUCCCCACCCCCCCUCAGCCCAACAUCUGCCCCUCCACCCAACCUGGCUCGGCCUGGUCCGAUCCGGCCUCAAGGUAUACAUGCUGGUGUGUCCCCCCCGAUUGGAGCUGCAGAGAGAGGGAGAGAGCCCAAACACCACAGGGUCUGGGAAGAACCUUCCCAACGACACUACCAAACCCACUCACAACAGCCUUUGUCAAACACACAAAUAAACACACACACACACAUCACCACAGAUGAGCGUCAGUACAUUCCCUGCUGUCCCCAGGCCCAUGUUCUAAAGACCUUGCAGCAUUACAGGGAGGAUUACAUAAUAGAACCACUGCUGUUUACAGAUUAGGCUCCUAAUACACUGUAUGGACUACAUGAAGCUAGGGCUCACUUGAUACAAGGUUCCCUAUGGACUACUAUGACCUUUUACUGAAGGAUCAGGAAGAUAGGUUUGGAUAAGAAACUCACAUCCAAUGUGUGUUUGUGGGUGUUGGGAGGAUAACCAGAAACAUGGCUAGAGCUACUAUGAGGAUAUUGGUUUGGUAGAAAUGCCCUCAGAAUCUUUCAACGACUGUCAAGCUACCUCUAGACAUAACUGCACUUCAAUGUGAAGUUAUCUUUGUUAGCCUCUGGUUCCAUACUGCCCACUCCACUCCAAACUUUUUUUUUUUUUUUUGCUAAAGAUCCGUUUCCAUUGGCACUUUUGAAGUCAACCCAGGUUAGGCUGGACUUGGUGGCUAGCUGAAAUUGUUUCCACUGCCUCCUAAAUAUAAUAAAUUAUGUCAUGUUGCUAGGUAGCCAAUAUGUGACUGCAGCUGGCUUCGCUAAUGUUGCUAACUGGCAAGAUGUUGAAGAAUUUAAAUUCACCCUCACAAUACUGUAACUAACUUUAACCCAUACUCCUGUCAGUGCUAGCCAUACUCAGAACCAUGUAUUUAGUUUGCUAACUAGCUAAACGGUUAGCGUCGCUAUUGGCUAGCUAGCUAAUCAAGCAAACCAGACGGCAGGUUUGAGUUUUUUUAAAUGUAUUUAAUUAUAUUUUUUAUACGAAAUGUUUGAUAUGAUGUAGCUAGCUAGCUUUCAAUACGAACGGGCCAGCUAAAAUUCCUGCUACUAGCUACAGUAGCUUGUUUUAACUCUGAUAUGCUAGCUAAUAAUGGUAGCUAGCAUUUUAGGGCUGACUGUUGUCAUAAAAGUUUAUUGUGUAAUGCAAAAAUUAAUGGAUCCAGCUGUGGUGGUAAUUCGUGUCAUGUCUGACUACUGCAGUACUGCUUGUCCAUGUGCUAACUAGCAGCGUACACACCUAGAUGAACUGCUAAACGUUGUCACCAUCCAGCGGUGAUUUAAAUUUGUUUGUAUUUAUUUACUGCGUCACCAGCCUGAAUUCUAAUCGCGCUAGCACCAGUUGUGAAACUGGGCUGUGCUGGUUCGAAUUUGAGAAUUCCAUUCGAACCAUCUCUAUUUUGGCCCAAAUUUUAAGUGCCAGUGGAAAAGGUGUUUAAUUUAAGAGUCCUGGUGUCUUCUACAGCCAUUAAACAAAUUUUAAGUGCCAGUGGAAAAGGUGUUUAAUUUAACAGAGUCCUGGUGUCUUCUACAGCCAUUAAACAGCCCCCCCCCCCCCCACCCCACACACACACACACACACACACACGCACGCACGCACGCACACACACACACAAACAUAUUGUAAAUACAGUGGGUAGUAGUUAUUCUUCUCUAGACUCAAAGUAGCUACAGCUUAGUGCAGGCCUGCUAGAGGCUAUGCUGAGUUUAUCCAGCAAAAUGAUGACACUUUUUAAAGAGUCUCUAUGACUCAUCUAAUAGUUUACUGCCAAAUGACUACACACACUUGCACAUACACAUGCGCGCGCACACACAGCUCAAUACCUCCCUUCCUCCCUCUCUGUUACAAUCAGAAACUUCAUUGUACAAAAAAAAGAAGAGAAAAGCAAAUAUUUUUCUAAAAAGGACACCAAUUGAGACUUACACUUGGGGACUUGAGAAGAUGCCAAAUGUUGCAUGUAACAAUUCUAGUUUUUUAAAUCUAAAUGUAUUAUAUGUAAGUACUGUGGAAAUCCAGCGCCGCAGCCAGCUGAACCACACCACAGACCAUGGUGUGAAGGAGAGAUUUACGUUAAUGGGUCUCGCACUAUGAACUAUGUUUAGCCAAACACAUACUGUACACACACAGUGUGUGAGAGAAUGUUCCAGGGCUAUGGAGAGUAGUUUGGACAGUGAACCAUCACCGGUUCUGGAUUUUUGGAGACAUAUUAAACCAGGCCCCUGCAAGCUAGUCUUAACAACAAAAAUCUUGAAUAGAGACCCAAACACAUAAAAUAAAAAAGAUUGACGUCACUGUGAGUUUGUGAUGCCAGACAGACCAAGAGGAUGGAAAGAAAAAGCCAACCGAAAACAAAGUAUCUGUAUUUUCAUUUUGUUGCUUUUAGUCUUUUUUUCCCUCCUUGGUGAUGAACAUUCUUGAUGAAUGCGAGCUGGCGAACCACAUGUGUAGGAGGAGAUGCCCAGUGUUGCUAGCGGGCACCAGGAUCUGGUCAGUGACAGUAAUGCCCCUUCAACUCCCAUGAGGCCAUGCAGGGGAGAGGGUGACAGUGGAGUUGACCCUGCCACCAGCGCAACGCCCUUCUCUUUCUGCCUGGGACCAGUGACGUGGGACGAGGAGGGGCCGCUGGAAUUGGAUAGGAACAAGGAAGUUGUUUAGAAUCUUGACCUGGAGUGAGCUGAGUGCACAACACUGGCCUGCUGACAGAUGUUGGAGUACAGGGGUAUGUGUCCCAAAACGCCACGACUACCACCUUACCAAAAGACUUUGACCCCUGUUCAUGAGUUUCAAAGCCUUUCAUUUGGAUCCUUCCUCCUCUCCCACACUUUAACCUUCUCUGUUUUCUCUCCUCUUCUGUUCUCUGUUCUGUUUUUCUUUUUAUAGUUUAGUCUUUUUUUAGCCUUUUUCUGUUCAAGUUGGUGACUUCUACAUCUCGUUCUCACCCCUCCCCUCUCUUUUCUGUUUGGUGUGUUUUGGGGUGGGGCUGUUUUUGUUUUUCAUUCAGUCAUGAGUUCAGUGUUUUCCCCAGUUAAGUUUGAGCCCUCUUGCAGUCCUUGGUUUUUGGUCUUAUGCAGUUUGUGUUCUAUUACGAGUUCUUGUUACCUAAUGUCCAGAGUGUAACCUUUGUACAGGGGGAAGGGUUGGAGACAGUGCAAUUUGUAAAAUAAGUUGAUGAUGAGUCGGUGAGGAUGAACCGGUGUUGCUUGUAUGUAUAAUGGAUGUUAUACAACGUAUUGAAUGUGUUGCCAUGAAGGCAUGGUCUGGGAACGUGGGGGGGUUAGGGCCUAGGUUGUGUGCUGAUGUAGCAGAAACAGAUUCCUCUCCUGAUGUGCUUUCCCUUUACUUGUUAUGCCUUGCUUUGGGGAUCCCCUAACACCAUGAUGCAGCCCACCCCACUGUAGAAACAAAACAGAGUUGGUACGCCCAAUAGGAAUGUUUUAAUGUUCUCUAAAAAUACAUAUUUCCUUCUAAGAUUCAAACCAACUAACAGGCAAAACAUUUAAUGAUUAUUUUCUGUUUUGUGAUUUGUCCGUUGGGGGUGGGAGGGGGAUAAUGCAAACGGCGAUUAAUCCAGUCUGAUCUGUUUUGUUUGAAUGCGGGUUUAUGGGGGAUUAGAGAACAUCCAGGAGCCCAGAUAUGCGGAGAUGCAUAAUGUACUCAUACUACGCACCCUCUGGCUGGAUGCAACUGUGCUCCCCCUGCUCCGUACGGUCUGGAGUUACUGGAGGGAAAGUCAUGGUGAAGCCAGGAUCCAUAACACCUGUUUGCCCUCUUCACACAUAGUUGCUGAGUCACCGGCACCACUUGUACUCGCUUAGUCAUACACAGACGCACUGAGACACACACACACGGUACGCACUGACCAUUUGCACUGCCAUGGUCCCCUCUGAAUCAGAACUCAGUUGAGAGCGAAGGUAUGCAGAGUAGACAUACGUGCUUACACAUACACACUAUUGACAGCACAGACAACAGGCAAAUUCAGCCUCAAGCGGUUCUGUUAGAAUUUAUUCAAUAUACAAAAACACGAGAACAUGUCCAUACCGGGUUAUCUCAUAAACUACCCUGUAGAAUGUCAAGACUAAACACAUGCAAAACAAUUAUACCGCUUCAUUCCUCUGAUUUUCCAGCAGUUAACAUGGAAGAUGACAGAUUACUGAAUUCUGGAUCAGUCCAUUUUCAUGUCCACUCAGUCCCUAUGACUAGACUGUGUGGGGGAGGGGGUUGGGGAGGAUGGCUGGCUGGCUGUGUGAACAAGAUGGUGGAUUUAAAGUGUGUUCUUGGUAGUUUGACACCUGGGGAUUACUUUACUUUUUUUUUUUACUUUACACAAUGA